Morus notabilis is the source of this 801-nucleotide messenger RNA. RefSeq names its product triphosphate tunel metalloenzyme 3. The record is from RefSeq and is a predicted model, not a curated record. The transcript is spliced from 2 exons. Bases 78 to 674 code for a protein of 198 amino acids. NCBI's taxonomy places the organism in Eukaryota, Viridiplantae, Streptophyta, Magnoliopsida, Rosales, Moraceae.
CAAAGACACCUCCUCCAAAGCACACCGCAUCGGCCUCUGAAAACCCCUAGCUCGAAACCCUAGAAUCCCCCAAUUUCAUGGAGGUCGAGGUGAAGCUCCGGCUCCCGGAAGCGUCGGCGCACCGGCGUGUGACGGAGCUCCUGUCGCCGUUCCUGGUCACGAUCCACCGCCAGGAGAAUUUCUUCUUCGACGGCGCGGGUUCCGAGCUCUCCUCAAAGAGAGCCGUUCUCCGCGUGCGAUUCUCCGACAAGGAGCCUCGCUGCGUGGUCUCGCUCAAGGCGAGGGCGGUUCUAGUCGACGGGAUCAGCCGCGUGGCGGAGGACGAGGAGGAAAUGGAGGAAUCUCUAGGGAAGGAUUGCAUCCCUGAGCCGGGGAAGCUAGGAUUUGCGGAGUCUAGGGUUUUGAAGAGGGUGAGGGAGGAGUUUGGAGUUUCGAAGUUUGUGGGAUUGGGUGGGUUUGAGAAUGUGAGAAGUGUUUAUAAGUGGAAAGGUUUGAAAUUGGAGGUUGACGAGACCAAGUAUGAGUUUGGAAUUUGUUAUGAGAUUGAGUGUGAGAGUGCUGAGCCUGAGGAGGCUAAAAAGCUGCUUGAGGAGUUCUUGAAGGAGAAUGGGGUCGAGUAUUCGUACUCGGAGGAGUCGAAGUUCGCAAUUUUUCGAUCCGGGAAGCUGCCCUAGUUCUAUUCGAAGAUGAGGGCUAUUUAUGUCAAAAGAAUCCUAGUGAUGAGAGUUGGAAUGCUUCGAGGCUAAUCCCAACUUCCUCUUAAAUUUAACUUUAUCAUCAAUAAAUGGCAAAUUUACUUCA